GUAAAACCAAUUUAUAACGGUGCACAAGCCACGCCACGUGCGGCGAGGCUAACGAAAGUACUUCCUUGCCUGGAAAGUAGUCCUAGCAGAGCCUUUGGCUUGCUGCUGCUGUUUUUUGUUUCGUUGUUUGGUAUAGAGCUACCGCUUUCCGAGCUGGGCACCAUGGGAAAGGAUGAUCAAGGCGCGGGUGACCCGCUCGACAACGUGCUCUACUGCAGCGGCUUACGUCGGCUCAGCGUGUGGCCGUGGUUCAAAGCAGUUGCCAGCUUGUUGCUGACCGAGCGUCAAGGUUCCGUUUAUGCGGUUCUAUGCUUCCCUGGGCUUUUGUCGGAAUUCGUUCAGCGGGUCGUCGAUCGUUUGCGUGGGUUCGGGCAUACAGUGCCUGAGGUAGCUACUUAAAUGCUGGAGCUUGGGACGUACAUACUUGAGCACGGCUUACUGGAUCGAGUACGCCAGAGGAGUGACAGCGAGUAUGUCGUUGCUACGCUGUGCGCUCGGUAUGCUGUUGCUGCUGGUCACCUUCCUCCUAACCCACUCGCUUCGGUGCGAUGGCAGCUCCAGCUGGGGGAUCCAGACGUGGUGCGGCAACAGGACCUCAUGCGGGCAGAUGCUGUUGCUGUUGCGUUGUACCAGACUAUCGCUCGUCUGCAACAGGAGCAAGCACAACAGCGAGGGCAUCUGCCGAGCGCUGGUGUGCAGCGUACAGUCGCAGGAGGAGGUAGCUCGGGGCAGGCGGGUUUGUGCGGUACGGCUGCGGGGGUCGGCGGAGGCUCCAGGCUAGGGGCCUCGGCUGCGGCUGGCUUGGGCCUCGGUCUUUGGGCGCCGCUGCCUGGUUGGGGCUUGGGCCUAGCGGCUCUGGCGGGGACGGUGGGACUCCCGGUGGGCUUCGGCCUAGCGGCUCUGGUGGGGACGGUGGGACUCCCGGUGGACUUCAGCUUGGCGGCUCCGGCGGGGACGGUGGGACUCCCCGCCGCGGCGCAGCCUGGUUGGGGCUUGGGCCUAGCGGCUCCGGCGGGGACGGUGGGACUCCCCGCCGCGGCGCAGCCUGGUUGGGGCUUGGGCCUAGCGGCUCCGGCGGGGACGGUGGGACUCCCGGCGGGCUUCGGCCUGGCGGCUCCGGCCGGCGCGGUGGGAAUCCCGCAGUGGCGCCAGCAGCGGCAGCAGCAGCGCCGGCGGCAGCAGUGGGAGGGCUGGGAUUGGGGCAUGGGCGUUCCACUGCGCUGCAUGUACAGCAGAACGACCUUUUGGGUGCACCAGCAGCGGCAUCGGCUGCAGCCAGGCAGGCGCGCAGACGUGACAAUGCAGCGUGUAGGCUUCAGCGGAGGCAACUGAUGGCAGCAGCUAGGCAAGCUUGCCAGCGUAAGCGUUCUCGACUUGUGGGUGGGUUGUCUCACGAUGAUUACCUCGAGUCCCUUUCAGGCUGCCUCUGCUUGCCGCUUUUCCGUCACGACAAUCCAGCUGUACCUGAGCUGCCGACGUUCUUAGAGACACAAACGUCUGCUUGGCCAGCUCGGGUGCAGGACUUGCCAGCAGGUGAACAGCCUCCCCAGAUACCGUUUUCGGAGCAGAUAACUUUGGCUUGUGGCCUCGCCGAGUUCGUUCGCGACAACAUGCCAUCACGGGUGUGUGCAGUCUGCAGUGAGUGCAAGUCCGCUUCAGAGGUCCGGGCGCUGCAGUUCAGCGAGAUAGCUGGCGUUGAGCUGCUACGUGCUGACAUGCGGCGGACUGCGGCUGUGCCUCGUUGCGCGCACGUUCUGUAUUGGCGGCGUGUCGAUCGGCGUGAUUGCAAAAACCCGCCGGAUCCCGUACUGCCACGCGGCUACAAGGCCGCUGGUGGUCAGUCGGGCAACGUCGGCGUAGUUGACACAUCCGCUGGCGAGGGCAGCGGCGAGACCAGCAGCGGCCUUGACGACUCUACCGAUGAUCGGCCGUCACGCCGACGACGCUGCGACAUAGACCGUCCUCCAACGUAUGCGCCACGGGUAGGGGUACGGCUGUGUGACGAUAAUCCCGUGGCGGUGGAGGUGCCGUACUGCAUGCGCGCGGAGACGGUACUGCCCAACCGAACGAUGAACGUUUCAGCGGACGGCGUGGAGCGCUUUACGGUCUGCUCGGAAUGCAUACAGGCCUUACAGGGUGGGCGGAUCCCAGAUGGGGCGCUGGCUGGAUGGUUGGAUCCCGGCGACGUACCCCCUGUAAAUCAGCAUGGUCAUUCGCUCGUACCGCUGACGCAUCUGGAGAGCUUGGUGGUGGGCCUCGCUCGCCCUCACAUGCGGCUGCUCGUUGUGCGGCAGCCGGGUACACCCAGCUGGCGCGCGGUGGAUACCUUGCCAGCGGCGUUGCGUGGGCAUACGCUCGCCUUUCCAAACAACGUGCCCAGCGAGCUCCAGCGUGUUGUGCCAUACGCUCCAGCGGAUCUGCCGUCCUUCAUUCAGGUCGUGCUAAUUGAUGCUGUCAAAGAUCGUGCCGACCUCGAGGCCAAAGUGCGGCAGGCACCAUGCUUGAAGAUGCGGGGCCUGGCUAUCGCUGCAUGGGCGGAGUGGGCCGUUCGCGUGAAUCCAAUGGCUCAGGUGGACCACGCUGCACUUCAGCAGUAUCGCGCUCUGGGUGCGGAGCCGACGGUGCCAGAGCCGUUAGUGGCGCACGCGGUGGCUACAGAUGACCCAGACACGGCAGCGGUCAUGCGCGCUGCAUUUGAAGGGGAUCGUGCCGGCAACGCUCGGGUGCGGCAGCAGCAGGAUGAUGUGGAAGCGGCGACGGAGGGCGCGAAUGCAGCAGGUGGUCGAUCGCCUGGUCCGGGUGCUGGUCAGGAGCCAGCGCCGUCUGGUCGUACGCCAAAUAUCCCGGUGACAGGCGUCUUCGCUCGGCCGUCGCCCAUGGCGGCCGCACUAGCCGUGCCGGGCGGUACAGCUGGUGUCGUUGUGUCGCCUGCAGCCGCACUGCAGCCAGACGGAUACAUCGGACCUGGAGUACACAUGCUGGGGCUGGAUGACGUCGAGGUGCACCAUGGGGGCGCAUACUCUACUUCCGACCCUUUAGAUGAUUGUACGGACCCGUCAGCUAUCUUGCAGCGCCUUCAGCAAGGUGGCGUGGUGGUUAGUGCAGCCGGUGGGCGUGGGGCGAGCAACAGCGCCUCAUCGCCAACUCUACGCAUAUCGCAACUGCCUUCGCCGCUCUCCGUCACUACGUUCUCCGCGCACCUGCAAACACACCCGCACCCCAACAAUUCGCCAACAACCGCAACGUGGUCAACCCCCGCGACGUGAAAGAUCCCCCUGGAAGCCAUCACCCCCAACCUCGUACACGACUAGGACAUCUACGUCAUUGCUCCCACCGCAGCCGCUGGCUUCACGAUCCUUCGCAACGCCAUCCACCUCCUCACCAUGCUGCAAGACGUCCAUAUCCUGCGCAUCAUCGACACCGAGCGCGCCACGACCGUCGUGUGCGACGUCACCAUUGGCAACCGCACCACCCACCAACGCGUUCAAUUCAACAAGCGCGUCGCCCAACACAAGCAUGCCAUCGUCACAGCCUAUGACCUCUCCGUAGUCAUGCUUGCCGUCCUCCUCGACGACCCGGCAGACCCGGACCUCAACACGUACUGCCACGCCCUCUGGUUCUACUCGCUAAUUGUCGGCGCCGCCAUUUCCAUCCCCAGCCAAUUCUCCCUCCGCCGGGCGUCUAAGUACCACGCCCGCGGCUUUCCCCUAUGGAUCACCCGCUACCACCCGGUGGUAUACCUCUCCAACGGCCGCAUCCAGUGCCCGCCUACCGAGCUCGCAUCGGCGGGCGGCAACCUCUUCGUCAUCGCCUACGACGACUUCGCCGCCUUCAUGCGGUGCACGGGCGCGCAGCUCCGCUCCCUGGUCAGCCGCGCCACCAGCAUGGCGUCCACUGAAUGGCGUGACCCCGGCAGCACACUCUCCGCCACCGAAUGGAGCCGCCUGCGCCCGCACCUGCACCGCGCCCAGCUGGACGACGAUGCCCACGUGCUCCACACCAAGUGGAACCCCGCCGCCAUCCCGUGGAUGGGCGAGCGCCGCAACGCCCACUGAGGGGCCGACGUUUUGCUUUGCGGCGUAACGGUACACUUGCGCAGCACUGGGUUUGGUUGGUGUCCGUUUUGCUAAGGGUUACACGGCUGGUUAUAUGGCACUAACUAGACUGUUUGACACCAUGCCGAGCUGUUCAGUUGUUGUUGAAAGGGGCCGACGUCUUGCUUUGCGGCGUAACGGUAACGUCCACUAGAUAACGACCUGCUGUACUUUUAGCAGGAUAGAUCCGACGGCUGGUUGCGCAGCACUGGGUUUGGUUGGUGUCCGUUUUGCUAGGGGUUACACGGCUGGUCACAUGGCACUAACUAAACUGUUUGGCACCAUGCCGAACUGUUCAGUUGUUGUUGAAAGGGGCCGACGUUUUGCUUUGCGGCGUAACGGUAACGUCCACUAGAUAACGACCUGCUGUACUUUUAGCAUGAUAGAUCCGACGGCUGGUUGCACGGCACUGGGUUUGGUUGGUGUCCGUUUUGCUAGGGGUUACACUGCUGGUCACAUGCCACUAACUAGACUGUUUGGCACCAUACCAAGCUGUUCAGUUGUUGUUGACUUGUUGCCAGUUGCCAAAAGACUGGCGACAAUUGAACCAGGUUGUACGCUUGGCAGAGAAUACCUGCCGGCCGAUUGUACGGAGAUUGACUCCUUGUAGCAGCAACAUACCGCCCA
Molecule: messenger RNA, 4721 nt
Organism: Astrephomene gubernaculifera
Lineage: Eukaryota; Viridiplantae; Chlorophyta; Chlorophyceae; Chlamydomonadales; Astrephomenaceae
Source: the annotation of a GenBank genome assembly